AUGAAAGAUGACAAAGUCGACCGGCGCGACGGGGAGAUGGAGGUUGUCGAAACCUACCAGAACUAUGUGGCUAAGCUGCACAUCCAGGCCAACCGGCGGCCACAGAAGCGGCUGUUUCUCGACAUCAACGCCGUACAGGAAGAGAUAGACGCGCUCCUGGUGAUGGGAAAUUGCCAGCGGGUGGUCGUCAACAACUUCAUGAGAUUGAUAUGGUCGUGGUCGUUCCACCUCCCUGACCCGACUCGUAUGGACUUGCACCUAAUCGAGGGCCGUUAUGCGAGAUCACACAUGAACAAGCGAGCGACCGUCAACCCCGAUUUGCUGACGCUCUGGGAGAAAACCACAGCUUUGAAGGAAAAUGUCAAGCAGACCGUCGAGGUUCUCGAGGAGAACCAUGGAAAAUCCACCCGAGUGUUUACUAUCGUCACGCUCUUUUUCUUGCCACUGUAG
This is a messenger RNA of Fusarium keratoplasticum, 450 nucleotides long. RefSeq lists its product as uncharacterized. The transcript has a single exon. Bases 1 to 450 code for a protein of 149 amino acids. Lineage: Eukaryota; Fungi; Ascomycota; Sordariomycetes; Hypocreales; Nectriaceae. The record is from RefSeq and is a predicted model, not a curated record.